CCUCUCCCACCGGACAACCCACAGACCGUAUCCAGCCAGUAGAGAAAAAGAGAUGUGGAACGUUCCUAUUACAAACUUGUAGAGAGUCGGAAUAUAUUUGUUGCGUACUGGCGGCUUUUUCAAAGUUUUGUUUUGUUUUGCAUCGUUUGUUUGCAAAUUAAUCGCGUCUGUUUUGUAUUUUUUUCUUCACUUGUCUCCCUCAACCCAAAAUAUUUAAUAGAAAAUUAUCACUUUUUUUGUAAACAACGGAUGUCAUUUUAAUCUUUUCUAGCACUCUCGCAUGCUUGCUAGGACAGAGCAUGGAUAACUAUCCUUAGCUAUCUAACAGUAUCUAGCUACAUAGCUAAUGUCAGUACAUAGCUAGUUUGCAGAUAGUGGUAGCUAAUAAAGGUUAUAACUGUGGCUACUAUCUGACUUCCCAGCUGUCUUCAUUGGCUAGCGAAAGUUAUCUAAUGAUGCAACAUGUGUAAUUUGUUGAUUCUGAAACAUUGCUCGACAAGUUUGUUUCUAUCUUCAACAGAAGUUUUACCUGCUAACAUUAGCUGGCUAGGCAACUAACGUUAGCGCAGACUAACUGAAUAUUAAUUUAUUAUGGCUAGCAAUCUUGCUAUCACGACUUAGUCAUGAGUUUUUUUUUAACUGUCACUUUAAUUUAUAAAAUGUUUCUUAGUUUCAUACCACUAGCUGCAGAAUUAUGGAGAGCUAUGUCUUCUGUGAGGUUAAGAUCUCGUAGCUAGUAACGUUAGCUAGCAAGCUGUAAAACAAGAUUUUGCAUUUUUGUGGCACAAUCAACCUGGUACCUUAUUGAAGAUCAAUGAAUACCUCAGGCCCACAAUCGAAGAGAAAGUUUUACAUGGGACAACACCCGGUCAUCAAGAGAAAGAGCCCUCCUGUUGGUGUUGAACCACUGGCACCAAGAUGCUCACGCCGCUUUCAGCAACCAGAUCGCAACAGUGCGCACAUGAACCAUACAAAAAUGGCUGACGAGCCAACAGAAAAGCAGGAGUGGACUGGGGAAUCAACUCUGGCUCUGGAUGAGGGCAUUUUACAAGCAUUGGAUGCCCUCAGUCCUGUGGAUGACCUGCUGAAGAAGAGACCGGAUGCAGCUGUGUUAACCAAGCCCCAGUCAAACCCCAUUAGAGUGUCCACAUCUGACAGGGUGGUCCCUGAGAAGGAGCCAGAAUUUACCAAAAUCAAAUCUAAAAGUUCUCAGCAGUCACAUGUUAUGGGCACUGGGGAAAUCAGGCGUUCAAAUGUGAGAGCAGUUCCUGUUUUUUCCGAGCCUGAAACUUCAAAGAUGUACUCGAGGACGUCAAGAGAUUGUAAGGAUUUAGCCAAAAAGCUUUUGUUCAGCGAAGAUGGCAGAAGCACCCAGAGCUGUUACGAGCGGAGACCAGCGGCUUGUGAAAAUGGCCCCCGGAAAGCCAAGCACAAAAGACAGAGGGCCGGCCCAGAUUGUACAAAUUCAUGGGGUGUGGCUUCUCAAAAGCGAGCUGCUGUGAUAAACACUGCGUCGGUGGCCCCUUGUUUCAAGGCUGCCAACUCAGGUGGCGGUGGCCCACAGCAUGCUGACGCUCCACUGGAUGUGUCUGGGGACUACAUCCUUUUCAGCCCAACCCACAUGGCUGCAGCGUUGGAGAGGAAGAGGCGGCUCCAUCAGCAGAGCGUAGCGGGAAACACCUCCUCCUCUGUUUUGACUCCACCUCCUGGGCUUAACCUCAGCACACUGGGGGACACACCUGGACACAGCAUUCAUAUGGCUGUUCCUGCCAAUCAAUCUGACAAGCUGCUGCUGUCCAACUGGGGUCUCCCUAAGGCGGUCCUUGAGAGGUAUCAGAGUCUGGGGGUGGUCCAGAUGUUCGAGUGGCAGGCAGAGUGCCUCACCCUGGGAAAAGUGUUGGAGGGCAAGAACUUGGUCUAUUCAGCUCCUACCAGCGCCGGUAAAACAUUAGUCUCUGAGUUAUUGAUUCUGAAGAGAGUCCUGGAAACCAGACGAAAGGCCAUGUUCAUUCUCCCGUUUGUGUCUGUGGCAAAAGAGAAGAUGUUUUACCUCCAGAAUGUGUUCCAGGAGGCCGGGAUACGGGUAGAGGGGUACAUGGGCAGCACCUCUGCAGCCGGAGGGUUCACAUCGCUGGACGUGGCCGUGUGCACCAUUGAGAAAGCCAACGGGCUCAUCAACAGGCUGAUAGAAGAGAACAGGAUGGACCUGCUAGGAAUCGUUGUGGUGGACGAGCUACACAUGCUGGGAGACUCGGGUCGAGGAUAUCUGCUGGAGCUCCUCCUGACCAAGAUCCGCUAUGUCACCCAGAGAGCCGCCAGGACUUCCUCAGAGGGCAAGGCCAGCCUCAGUGAGGGCGGGGUCAUGGGUGAAGCCAACUUCAGCGAUGGAGUUCAGAUCGUGGGUAUGAGCGCCACUCUGCCCAACCUGAGCUUGCUGGCGUCCUGGCUGAAUGCGGAGCUGUACCACACAGACUACCGGCCUGUUCCCCUAGAGGAGCGGCUGAAGAUCGGCACCAGCAUAUACGACGGCUCCAUGGACCUGGUCAGAGUGUUCAAACCUGCCCUGCAGGUCAAGGGUGAUGAUGAUCACAUCGUCGGUCUCUGUUUUGAGACCAUCCAAGGCGGGCACUCCGUACUGCUCUUCUGUCCCUCUAAGAACUGGUGUGAGAAGCUGGCUGACAGCAUCGCCCGGGAGUUUUACAACCUCCAGCACAGAGCUCUGCUAGCUGCCCGAGAAGGACAGAAGGCUGCAGAGCCCCCUCCGCUGGUCCUGGAUCGGGAGGGGCUGCAGGACGUGGUGUCGCAGCUGAAGCAUUCCCCCGCAGGACUGGACCAGACGCUGCAGCGCACAGUCCCCUGGGGCGUGGCCUUCCACCACGCAGGUUUGACAUUUGAUGAGCGGGACAUCCUGGAGGGCGCGUUUCGACAGGGCCAGGUGAGGGUCCUGGUUGCCACCUCCACCCUGUCGUCUGGCGUGAACCUCCCCGCCCGCCGUGUCAUCAUACGCACACCUGUUUUCAAUGGACGCCUGCUCGACAUCCUCUCCUACAAGCAGAUGUCUGGGAGGGCAGGGAGGAAAGGGGUGGACACCAUGGGGGAGAGCAUCCUGGUGUGUAAGGAGUCUGAGCGUCUGCAGGGGGUUAGCCUGAUCCAGGGCUCCCUCAAACCAAUCAGCAGCUGCCUGGUCAAGAAGGAAGGGGAGGGGCUAACCACCAGCAUGAUCAGGGCUAUCCUGGAGAUCAUUGUUGGGGGUGUGGCCAGCACCCCAGAAGACGUGCGUACAUAUGCCUCGUGCACCCUGUUAGCAGCGAGCAUUUCCAGUGGGCAUGGGGAAUUGGAGGGCGGAGCCAUCGAGGCUUGCGUUGAUUGGCUGAUGGAGAAUGAGUUCAUCCAGAUCCAGGUAGAAGGUGACGGUGAGCAGAAGACUGAACGGUACUGCCCCACACACCUGGGCACGGCCACCCUGUCCUCCUCCCUUUCCCCGCCCGAGGCAUUGGGAAUAUUCGCCGACCUCCAGAGGGCAAUGAAAGGCUUUGUCUUGGAGAAUGACCUCCACAUCCUCUACCAGAUAACCCCUGUGUAUGCGGAGUGGAUGACGAUUGACUGGUAUCAGUUUUUCUGCCUGUGGGAGAGCCUGCCUUCCUCUAUGAAGCGUGUGGCUGAGAUGGUCGGGAUUCAGGAGGGCUUCCUGGCCCGCUCCGUUGGCGGGAAAAUUGUCGCCAAAACAGAAAAACAGCGCAGGCAGAUGGCUAUUCACAAACGGUUUUUCACCACUCUGGUGCUGCUUGAGCUCAUCAGCGAGGUUCCCCUGGCAACCGUUGCCAAGAAGUAUGGCUGCAGCCGGGGACAGCUGCAGUCUCUCCAGCAGUCUGCCUCCACCUACGCAGGCAUGGUGACUGUGUUCUGUAACCGUCUGGGAUGGCACAACCUGGAGCUGCUGCUGUCCCAGUUCCAGAGCCGGCUGAAUUUUGGGGUGCAGAGGGAGCUGUGCGACCUGGUGAGGGUGUUCCUCCUCAACGCCCAGCGUGCACGGGCACUCUACAAUGCGGGGUUCCUCACCGUGUCCGACCUGGCCCGUGCCAGUCCAGACGUUGUGGAGAAGGUCCUGAAGAAAGCUGUCCCUUUUAAGAGCUCUCGGCAGGCAGCUGAUGAGAGCGAGCAGGAGGCGCAGGAGCGUCGGAGCGCACGCUGUAUCUGGGUGAGUGGGAGGCGGGGCCUGACUGAGAAGGAGGCGGCACUGCAGAUUGUGGCUGAGGCCCAGCUACUCCUGCAGCAGGACCUGGCCCUCCUUGGGGUUCAGUGGAACCCGGAAUCCCUCCCCCAGAAGCCCUCUGACCCCCCUUCAUUCGCCACCGAACCUGCACAAGACCCACCAUCCCAGCCACACUCACUUCAGGGGUUGCACAAGGUUACAGCUGAGGGCUGUGCCCAACAAGCCAAGAGGGACUCUGCGGUGGGGCAGGGGAACAACUUCAAUGAUGGAAAGAGCCACAAUUUGUCCUGCGACAGAGCCAGGUUCUCUGCCCCUCAUAGAAGUUCCCUACCUUCUCUGGCAAAGUCAGAGGAACAUCCCACCAAGGAUUUCCUGAGGGCAACGGUUAUAGACCCACUGAAUCAGUCUCCUAAUCUAGGAAGGACCAAGCCAGAUGCUCAGUCCGUCACGCUGAACAAAGUCCUAAAGUCCAUAAACUCUGACAAAAAUCUGACCGAUGAAGCCACUGUGGAGCUAUCCUCCAAGCCCAAGCUUCCUCCUGAAUCCAGUGUGGCUGGCCCAUCUUGCCCCAGGAAGGAGCGCAUUCUUGAGUCAGAGGGCGACCCUCACAGUAAGCAACCUCUGACUCCUAUAUCCAAGCGCAGGAAGGUGGAUGGUCAUGUGACCAUGGCGGUUGCACCUAAGAAAGCAUCCCAUCUUUGUACGGUUGCGAAUGAAGGGGAGGUAGUCGAAAGGAAUCCACUCGUCCCCAAACCAUCAUCAUCGUCAUCUUGUUCGUUAAAGCAUUGUGAACCUAAAGCCAGAGUCAACAGGGAAACCAUAAAAGCAGCAAUUUCUGGGAGUGAGCCGAAACAGGUGUGUCUGGAGAACCAAGAGAGGGAUGAUUCUUCUGAAUGCAUGGGUGAUGUCCCAUCUGUCGGUCUGAGGAAACGGCAGCAGAAAUCAAAGCACUGCGAUGCGGGUAACAGCUGUGGGACCGUGGUAUGGGAGGCACAGAGCAGAGCUUCGCUACUUCAUGUCCCACUGUCCCACUUUGAUAAUGAGAAAAGGGAUUCGCGGGUGCGUCAACAUCUUGGAUUUCUGGGAAAGCAGACCUCACCUCCACUCCCAGAACAGAGGAGGUGCAGGGCUGGGGCUGUGGAGGGCAGGGCAGCUGAGACGGAGACGUGUGAGUCUCCCGAUCUGUACACAAGUGGGCAGGAGGAGGUGUUCGGGGACAGCUUUCAGCUGGACACCCAGACUGAGAAGAUGAUGAUGCAGCUUCAUGAGAGCCCAGUGGUGUCCCACAACGACUAUAGUUCGAAGCCAAGAAUCUCACCAGAAUCAAAACAAACACAUACCGAUCAUCAAAGUCUGGGGCAGGAACGCCCGACUGAGGAGAAUCGGGCCUGCUCGGAUUUGCAUCAGGAACUGUUAAUGGAUGAUCGUUCUUGUGAAGGGGCAAGGGGCAGUGACUCACCUGCCAAAGCUCCACCCAGAUACAACACCUCCCUCACCGACAGCCAGAUGGAGGACAUCCUGGCCUACAGCACUCAGGCUUCUGACUGUCAUGGAGAGGCUCAGCAUGCUGUUAAAACAAACAUUCGGUCAAGUGAAAUUCAUUCUCUGCCAGAUGCCGACAGGGAGUGGGCUGAGAGCGCUACUGAAAGCAGCAUCAACAGGAGCAGUAGUUUCCUGUUUGAUAGUUUGAAUGAGGAUUUCCUGUUGGACAGCCCGACAGAGGGGAGGCCAUUGGAGGAGGCUGGAGGUGGGGCCACAGACAUGAACACCAGCCACAUUUCCUCUGCACAGGCACAGCGGGAAGAUGACGAGAAGCCAGAGAAUGACCCUGAGGCUAUCCAAUGGGGCGAAUCCUCCUUCAGCCUGUCAGAGUGGGGUGAUUCAUUGCAGAUUGGGGAGCCCUACCUUAACAGGCUGACCACUGUUCUCAGAUCAGUGAGCGAUGAGCUGCCGCUGAGGCCGACCAGUGUAACACGAUGCCUGUCCAAUGGUACAUUUGCAUCUGAGACUGUUAAGCAUGCUAGCAACAUACAGAAUCCAGCUGUUUCAACUGAUAGAGCUCUGUCGGAAAGGUCGUUUCACUUGAGCCCGGGAAUGCAGGACAUUCUAGACCAGUGGCCCAGCAUGUCCGGAAAAUUCACAAGCUCCCUCAACGCUCCUGUAGAUGUCGAAACAGACCAACAUGCCCCCGAACAGGUGACCACAGAGUCAAUCGGACAGAGGAGCUUGAAGACUAGUUUGGAGUGUGACUCAGGAACAGAAGAUGAAAGGGGCGGUGGAUCUGAAUCCCGAUGUCCAGCUGAGGAACUGGAAUCUGGGCCAAGAGGCCACAAGGAUCUGGUUCCUCCAACACCAGUUCCGGUCACUCCCAGAAUCAAAAUGACCAUGACCAUUUCAUCUGCACAGUCGUCACCAGUCACUCCUGCCCCGUCUCUCCUGGGAAACACAGUGGCCGUGACAACGCCCCAAGUCCAACCUCCUCCUACCGUGUCGGACCCAGACCCUGACCCGGACACAUCCCUGAUCGAGGAGGGCUUCUCGCUCCAGCUGUCUCAGGACCCCCCCCAGACCACCACCUCCCUUCCUAGCAGCCCUGAGGGCUUUGCCAUCAUUGAUGUGGCUAGUGAUUACCGUCUGUUCAACACCUUCAUCCAGGAGUGGAAGUCUAAGAGUCGCUUCUCGAUUGCUCUGGCCUGUGAGAGGAAGGAGCACAUGCGGUCUCCCAAAUCUGCCAUUGGUGGAAGGUUUCGGCCAGGGAACACUAAUGCGAAGAACAAUGAGAGCAUAGAUGGGUUUCCUGUGAAAGGAAAUGAGGUUCUGAUCCUGACUGGGAUGUCUGUUUGCUGGGGAGGAAAAGAUGCUUAUUAUGUCUCACUGCUGCGAGAGCAGCCAAUCAGAGACGUCAGUGCGAGCUUAGCCCCUCCCCCUCUGGAUGAGAGCCUAUCGGUGGAAGAGAGGCUGAAGCAAGUCCAGGCCUGUCUCAGGAGAGGCAAUCUUUCACCAGCAGAAGGAGCUGUGGUUGCAUACGACUUCAUUCAGUUGUACAAGACUCUUUUACUGGCAUGUGGGCUGUCACUGGAGGGCAACUUUGAAGACCCCAAGGUGGCUUGCUGGCUGCUGGAUCCCGGGUCCAAGGAGCGCACGCUCCACAACAUGGUGACGAACUUCAGCCCUGCGGAGCUCCCCCUGUUGGAGGGCAUCGGCCCCGGACAGGGCGUUCGGAGCCUGGGCAUGGGCGGGGACAGCAGCCACACGGGGCGCUAUCGAGCCGCCAUCGAGUCUGUUCUCGUCUUCAGCACCAUGGCUCAGCUCACCGGCCUCCUGGAGAAAGACAGGCUGCUAGAUGUGUUCCGUCAGGUGGAGAUGCCCUCUCUGUACUGCUUGGCUCUCCUGGAGCUGAACGGAGUGGGGUUCAGCACCACGGAGUGUGACACUCAGAAGCACAUUAUGCAGGCGAAGCUUAAAGCUUUGGAGUCCCAGGCCUACCAGCUUGCAGGCCACACCUUCUCCCUCACCCGCCCAGAGGACAUUGCCGAGGUACUAUUUCUGGAGCUCAAGCUGCCACCAAAUGGAGACCUGAAUGGGCUGAGGAAUAAGAGAACUCUGGGAUAUGCCAGGAGGUCUGCCGCUGCAACCAGAGUCAAACUGGCCAAGCAGUUCAGCACCACAAAGGAUGUGUUGGAGAAGCUGAAACCACUGCAUGCGUUGCCAGGGGUGAUCUUGGAGUGGAGGCGAAUCACCAAUGCUAUGACCAAGGUGGUGUUUCCCCUGCAGCGUGAGAAAUGCUGGCUCCCUCUGCUGGACAUGGAGAGAAUAUACCCUGUCUCACAGACACACACAGCCACAGGUAGAGUGAGCUUCACAGAGCCCAACAUUCAGAAUGUGCCAAAGGAUUUUGAGAUUCACAUGCCAACUCUCAUCGGCGAAAGCCCCCCGUCCCAGGAAAGGGGCAAGGCCAUCCUCACAAAGCCUGGGAGUAGAAGAUCAAAGAUCCAUCGAGAGCUAGCCUUACUGGUCAGAGCACCUAAGGGGUCACCAGAGAAAGGGAUGCCUUUUUCGGUCAGCAUGAGGCAUGCCUUUGUGCCUUUCCCAGGGGGCCUGAUCCUGGCGGCCGAUUACUCCCAGCUUGAGCUGCGGAUCCUGGCCCACCUCUCCCGCGACCGGCGCCUCCUGCAGGCCCUGAACAGCGGUGCAGACGUCUUCCGCAGCAUCGCGGCCGAGUGGCGGAUGAUCGAACCCGAGGCUGUGGAUGACAACUUGCGCCAACAGGCCAAGCAGAUUUGUUAUGGAAUAAUCUAUGGAAUGGGAGCAAAAUCGCUGGGAGAGCAGAUGGGCAUUGAGGAGAAUGAUGCUGCCUGUUACAUAGAAACAUUCAAAUCCAGAUACACAGGGAUACAUGCCUUCCUGAAGGAAACUGUGAAGAACUGUGCCAAAAAUGGCUAUGUCCAGACCAUGCUGGAGAGGAAGAGAUUCCUACCAGCCAUUAAGGACAAAAAUGUGUACCUAAAAUCUCAUGCGGAGCGGCAGGCAGUGAACACCACGGUUCAGGGCUCUGCUGCCGAUAUUGUCAAAUCUGCCACCGUGGGAAUCCAGCGGCGCCUGGAGCAGGCCUUCCCCACCGUACCACGGUCACAUGGUCACGCCUCCGCCAGAGCCGAGAACCUCAGACAGAGAUGCCUCUCUCGGCCCUGUAGGGGAGCAUUCUUUGUUCUGCAGCUGCAUGAUGAGCUGAUCUAUGAGGUGGCGGAGGAGGACGUCAUCCAGGUGGCUCAGAUUGUAAAGAAAGAAAUGGAAUCUGUGAUGAAGCUGUAUGUGAAGCUUCGAGCAAAGAUCAGAGUGGGACCCAGCUGGGGAGAUCUUCAAGACCUGGACAUUUAGACUCACACCUGUGUACAGGUGAACUUGAGGGUGCUGGAAGCUGACAGAUCUACAUUGGUUGCGUUCUUGCAGCCAUAAAGAGGGAUUCUCUAAACUACCUUAGAAGGAAGUUGUUUUAAGGGUGCGUUGUGCACAAGCACAUGUAUGUGUGUAUCUGGUUGUGUGUGUUUGUGGUGUGUGUGUGCAUGUGUGUGUGUCUGUGUCUGUGUUUGUUAGACAUGUACAGAAACCUGACAUGAAUUGUUUUUGGCAACCUUGCCAUGUACUUGAAUACAUUUUAACCAACACACGUAAUAUUAUUAUGUGAUAAGAUGCACUUUUUAGAAAAUAUUUUAAUGGCUUUCCAUAAGUCAUAAAAAUGUAUUUGAGGACAGAAAUUAAAAAUACUUUACUGUUUUUAAUAUUUCCGUAGAUUAAAUGAAAUGGAUUAACUGUUCUAUCAAACAGUGAGAUUACUAUGUAUUAUUUAAAACAAAUGUGUCCAAGGUUGUAAAUUACACUACCAGGGGAAAUAACUCUAUAAAACUAUCUAUGCAACUGAUAAUAGAAUUGUAUCUCAGUUCUUUUGCAUUGUCAGAUUUGCAUAGUGUUCAAGGAAAGCAAAAAAAAAGUGUAAUUUUACAGCUGUUAAAUUUUUUGAAGAGAAAGACAUCUGAAAUAAAAAUGUUACUGCAUCGUG
Anguilla rostrata (American eel) is the source of this 9770-nucleotide messenger RNA. RefSeq names its product polymerase (DNA directed), theta (gene polq). Gene Ontology annotation, biological process: double-strand break repair via alternative nonhomologous end joining; DNA-templated DNA replication. Gene Ontology annotation, molecular function: ATP binding; DNA-directed DNA polymerase activity; DNA binding. The record is from RefSeq and is a predicted model, not a curated record. The transcript is spliced from 32 exons. The coding region runs from base 815 to 9091 and encodes 2758 amino acids. Lineage: Eukaryota; Metazoa; Chordata; Actinopteri; Anguilliformes; Anguillidae.